CGCGCAUGCGCUCAGCGGACAAAGGGCUCUGGGGACUCGGCCGCAGGUUGGAAACAGCAAAGAAUUUGUGAACAGGAAUCCCAAAAAUAACAACACGUCACUGUUGCUGUCUCUGUCUAGAUAUUUCCUUGGUAACACCAAUAAGUAUAUCUCAUCCCAGCUGGUAAUGUCCUUUGUGUCUGAGAUGACUUCAGCUGCAUUGAUUGCGCAAGCGAUUCUCUCUGUCUGACUUCGGACUUGAUACAUUGCCAGAGAAUUCAUAGAGAACUGUGGGAAAGAAUUCACACACUCAUCCCACCUGCAGAGAUAUCAGUGAGUUCACACUGGGGAGAGGCCAUUCACCUGCUCAGACUGUGGGAAGGGAUUCACUCAGUAUGACCUUGUGACAUUGUUGUCACAUCAAUGAGUUCACACUUGGGAGAUGCUGCACACCUGUUCAGAUUGCGGGAAGGGAUUCUCUCAGUCAUCUCAACUGAAGGUACAUCAACGAGUUCACACAGGAGAGAAGCCAUUCUCCUGCUCAGACUGUGGGAAGGGAUUCACUCAGUCUGCUGACCUGCUGGCACAUCAGUCAGUUCACACAGGGGAGAGACCGUUCACCUGCUUAAACUGUGGGAAGGGAUUCACUCACUCAUCCAAUCUCAAGAGACAUCAGCGAAUUCACACAGGAGAGAGGCCAUUCACCUGCUCUGUGUGUGGGAAGGGAUUCACUCAGUCAUCCAGCCUACAGACACACCAGCGAGUUCACACUGGGGAGAGGCCAUUCACCUGCUCAGACUGUGGGAAGGGAUUCUCUCAGUCAUCUGACCUGAAGGUACAUCAGCGAGUUCACACUGGUGAGAGGCCAUUCACCUGUUCUGUGUGUGGGAAGGGAUUUACUCGUUCGUCCCACCUACAGAUACAUCAGUCAGGUCACACUAGGGAGAGGCCGUUCACCUGCUCAUACUGUGGGAAAGGAUUCUCUCAGUCAUCUGACCUGAAGGUUCAUCAGCGAGUUCACACUGGGGAGAAGCCAUUCACUUGUUCAGACUGUGGGAAGAGAUUCAGUCGGUCAUCCCACCUGCAGAUACACCAGUCAGUUCACACUGGGGAGAGGCCAUUCACCUGUUCAGACUGUGGGAAGGGAUUCACUCAAUCAUCACACCUACUGGCACACCAGUCAGUUCACACUGGAGAGAGGCCAUUCACCUGCUCAUACUGUGGGAAGGGAUUCAGUCGGUUAUCCCACCUGCAGAUACACCAGUCAGUUCACACUGGGGAGAGGCCGUUCAUCUGCUUAGACUGUGGGAAGGGAUUCACUCAGUCAUCACACCUGCUGGCACACCAGUCAGUUCACACUGGGGAGAGGCCAUUCACCUGCUCAGUCUGUGGGAAGGGAUUCACUCAAUCAUCACAUCUACUGGCGCACCAGUCAGUUCACACUGGAGAGAGGCCAUUCACUUGCCCAAACUGUGGGAAGGGAUUCACUCGGUCAUCCAGUCUCAAGACACACCAGUCAAUCCACACUGGGGAGAGGCCAUUUACCUGUUCUGUGUGUGGGAAAGGAUUUGCUCGGUCAUCUCAACUGGACACACAUCAGCGAGUUCACUCGAGGGAGAGGCCAUUCACCUGCUUAGACUGUGGGAAGGGAUUCGCUCAGUCAUCUGACCUGAAGGUACAUCAGCGAGUUCACACUGGGGAGAGGCCAUUCAUGUGUUCAGACUGUGGGAAGGAAUUCGCCCAGUCAUCUCAACUGAAGGUCCAUCAGCGAGUUCACACUGGGGAGAAGCCAUUCACCUGCUUCGAUUGCGGGAAGGGAUUCACUCAGUUAUCUCAACUGAAGGUACAUCAGCGAGUUCACGCUGGCGAUAAAGUUUAGUUGAGCUCGAUAUUUAACCAUCACAGUUGCUGAAUCCAGAUGCAACUUCUAAAGUGACUUACUCAUUUAUUUUUUUGAGAUACAGUGAGGAACAUGCCUUUCCGGCCCUUCGAGCCACACUGUUGAGCGAUCCCCUGAUUUAACUCUUGCCUAAUCAUGGGACAAUUUACAACGACCCAUUAACCUACCAACCGUUACAUCUUUGAACUGUGGGAGGAAACCAGAGCACCUGUAGGAAAUCCAGGUGGCUGACAGCGAGAAUGUACAAAACUCCUUACUGUCAGUGGUGGGAAUUGAACCCAGGUCGCCUGCACUGUAAAGUGUUGUGCUAACCACUACGCUACCGUGCUGAAUUCUGCAAUUAUCGCUGCUGUUCAUCACACCCUGGUCAUUGGGCAUGGGAGGAGUUUCUGCUGCUGAUAGUCAUAUUAAUGGGACCGUACUGAGUGAAUCUACAACACAUCCACUGUACAGAAGGGAGUCAACUCAGCCCAGCUGGCCCUUGCUGCUGUUUCUAAACUAUGACAGACUUUUAAAAUCCAUCCCUGCUGUUCACCUCUCACUCUCCCUAUGAUGAUGGGUUCUAAACAGGCACUAUUCUGUGGUGAAGAGUUCUCCCUUGAAUUACCUUUAUGACUGCAGACUGAAGAAAAAGAUGAGCUGACUGCAGUUAUGUCUGACAUGUUCUCGUACAUAAAAUCUCUGGGCCAAGUAAGAAUGACAUUGAUAUUUAACCUCCGUAUUUCCUGCCCAUUUGAACGUUUUGUGUAAUUUUCACUGUUUCUAUAAAUGGCUGGUUAUUAUGGAUUGUCCUAUCUGUAAUAAUGGAUCAGUCAUAGCAUAAUUUGUAGGCUUCUGACUCUAAAACUGGAUCAGGUUUGUAUUUAUAGUAAGGUAUGAGGUCUUUUAUGAGUUUGUAUUUUAAACUUUUAUGAGUUUUGUAUUUUGGUGAAUUAUAUUUGCCACUUGAUUGUGCUUGUGUCAGAAAUCAGAUUGAGUGAAAUUGCUGCAGGAUCCUGUAAUGUGUUAGAUUUUUUUCUGGUUUCUCUUUGUUGGUCUUUAAUUAUGUAUUUCUGAUAAUAUUUUUAUGUUAACUACCUGUUCCUGUAUCUCCACAAGGAACUCCUCUGUUUCUGGGAAGAGGUCUUCCACUUUGAGCCAGACAUUCGACACUUCCUUGUUAACCUCUGGUCUGCUCAGAUCGUGGGGAUGUCUUCCACAGAGGAUCAUGGCCUUCCAUUGAUUAACUUUUUCUUCUAUAGUGAUAAUUUAUUCAAAGUUCAAAGUUCUGUUAACACGGGUCACCUCAUAGAAACAAUAACCAUUUGUGCGUGGAGAGAAUCUAUUUACUGAUAAGUAGUUUUAUUGGCUCAACUAACAUGUGAAUCGUCAAAUAGAAAAGGUAAUACCCGGGAAAGGCCUUCCUCUUUGUCCCAAUCCAGUCUUCACAUGUCCUACUUGGGGUUGCUCAUAAACAUACCUGUGAUGGUUAUUAACCAGAGUUAUUGCUGUCUCACAUUCAAAGCCGCUCAUUUUUAUGCACUUACCUUACCAGUUCUAAUUUUGCAAUUCCAAUCUUGUUGGCUUUAGAGAAUCUUACUGGCUUGUGUCAUCUUCUUAUUGGCUCCGAUGCAAGCCAGCAUCCAGCUAUUGCCCACUUCUGCAGUGAAAAGUGGUAACUUUUGUCUCUUUGCCCUCAUACAGUUACCAAACUAGUAACCAGCUUGAAUCACUCAGUGCUGACACAGACCUCUCCCCCCAUUCAUACUUCUGAGAACCAGUUUGUUCGAGGUGGUCUUUGAGGGGCAUUCGGAGUGUGGCGGGUGCUUUCAUGCAGACCAUGGGUCCAUUGCAUGAGUAAAGAGAUACAUUCCUGACUACUACGGUAUGAGCUCCAAUGUUAUGUGCACAUCGGACUGGGCCCUUUUAUUUUUAUUUUCCUGUAGCUGUUUGUUAAAGUUGAAAAUUUGGUAAAUAUACUUUAUUUAUAAUUUUA
This is a messenger RNA of Mobula hypostoma (lesser devil ray), 3854 nucleotides long. Its product is annotated as zinc finger protein 229-like. NCBI's taxonomy places the organism in Eukaryota, Metazoa, Chordata, Chondrichthyes, Myliobatiformes, Myliobatidae. Gene Ontology annotation, biological process: regulation of transcription by RNA polymerase II; embryo development; urogenital system development. Gene Ontology annotation, molecular function: DNA-binding transcription factor activity, RNA polymerase II-specific; RNA polymerase II transcription regulatory region sequence-specific DNA binding. The record is from RefSeq and is a predicted model, not a curated record. The transcript has 2 exons. Gene Ontology annotation, cellular component: nucleus. Bases 422 to 1858 code for a protein of 478 amino acids.